AUUGUUUUGAAAUAGGGGUUCUUAAAGGUGUGGGUUAGUUUUUAUAGCCGUUCUAUCGCCCGUCAUGACGAGGUCAUUCUGAACUUAUGGACAAGUAGCCUGCAUGCGGGCGACUAACCGAAAUUAAGAAGUAAAAUGCCUACACCAAAUGUUGUUCAUGAUUUAGUAGCAGGUGCAGUAGGAGGAAGUUGUGGUAUAAUUAUUGGUCAUCCAUUUGAUACAGUUAAGGUUCAACUACAGACCCAGUUGAAAGGGCAACAGUAUCCCAGUGUACUCUCUUGUAUUAAAACAGUUAAAAACCAGGGAUUAAGUAAAGGAUUAUUUCGUGGGUUGUCAUGGCCGCUGAUAUCGUAUGCCGGUGUAAAUGCUGUAUAUUUUGGUGUGUAUGGUAAAGUAAUAAGUUUAUGGAAUGAAGGAGAAGAAUGCAGACCAAGUUACCUUUCAAUGUAUGUAGCUGGCACCAUGGCAGGAUUAGCUCAGCUUGUUAUAGCAUGUCCUAUAGAUGUUAUUAAAGUGGUUUUACAGUCUCAGAUUCCUAGAAAAACGGGUCCAGCAUCGUCAAGAUAUUACAGUGGUCCAGUAGCUGCCUUUACAGAUAUAUUACGUAAACGUGGAAUAACUGGUAUAUAUCGGGGUUUUGGUACGCAGCUGUUUCGUGAUUUGCCUUCCUCAGGAAUCUAUUUUACAUUGUACGAAUAUCUACGGUGCAAUAUUAGUUUUGUAGUUCCAAGCAUUCCGUCACAGAUGGUUAAUUUUUUAAGUGGAGGGAUUUCUGGAGUUGUUAGCUGGUUAAUUAUCCUCCCAUUGGACGUUGUUAAAAGCCGUGUGCAAGCGGACACUGAACAUAAAAAUUUUAAAGGAUUCUUUGAUUGCGUUGCAAAAAGUUAUCGUGGUGAAGGCAUGGCUGUUUUUUUUCGUGGAGCAUCAAUGAUCAGUCUGCGUGCUUUUCCUGUUAAUGGUGUGAUACUGAUGACCUAUUCCGAAUGUCUGAAGUUUUUUAAUACAAGAUGGGGGAACCACAGUGACUCGCUAGCCUGAAGGUCUCUGGUUCAUUCCCAGUGUUGGCUGAGAAAGUGAAUUGGGAUUAACUAUGGGAUUGCUAUGCAGAAAAUAAAAUGUAUCUGUGCAUAUAUGAACGCUACAAGUAACUGAUUUUUAGGUCACAUUCACACUCUUAAAAACUUGUGCAAUAUUUAAUGGAGCUAAAUUGCUAUUCUUUGGCACCUAGAAAUGGACACAAAUGGGCUGCAAUGCAUACAAUAAUAUGAUAUGAAUGUAUAUAAACUGAUUUACAUUCAAUCGUUUCAGAUUUUACUGUAAUUUCUAAUUAGUUAUGUUCGGCAAAAUAUGAGAAGAAUCCAAAUUGUAUGGCAGUCAUUAGUGCCUGGUUAUUCCAGUCUACACCGAUAGUGUUCUCAUGUGGGAUAUAUUUAGCCUCUUUCAUCAAGUGGCUUCAUCACAAAUGCUGCUUAAAAGCAUUGUGCCAAUAUUAAAAUUUUCAUUUUGUCUUAAAUAUUGGAUAUCAGAAGCCCAUCUUUUCAUGGUAAGAUCAAUGUUGAUUUAAAUUGACCAAUAAAAUGUGUUUGGGUCCAGGGAUGUUGAAGAUGAUCUUGAGUUAGCGACUUGCCUCCUUUAAGCUGUUUAUGUGUUGAGUGUUUUGAUAUGGUUGAGUGUGAAAAUUUUGUACAGUUAAAGGUAGCUGCAUGUAUGUGUAAAGGGUUUGGAUAUGACUGUUUAAAAGUGGAUGAAAGAGAUUAAAAUUAUUUAAAAUACAGAUGUGACGUCACCCUUUGAUGUUGGCGUACCAUUAUUUCAAAUAAUCGUACGGGCAACUUGCCAAUAGUACUUUAUUCAAACCAGUGAGAUAUUGGACUUAUGUGACGUAAAAGCUUGUGCUGAGUGUCAGUAUUUUAAGAUGUUUAAUGGUCUCGAGCUUACGACAUUGCGUAAUAUAUUGUAAAAACAUUCGGGCCUACGCCCCUCAUGUUGUUACAAUAUAUUACUUAAUGUCUCGCUCUCGACCAUUAAACAAUACAUAUAAUAUAAUUUAAUAGUAAAAUAUUCUACUUAUACAUAAAGUUCAGGAAAACCUAUAUAGGACUGGUUAAAUUAACUUGUUCUUUCUUUGAUUUUUGAAAGAAAAGAGAGAGAUUAUAUACAUUUUAUUCUGGUCUUUUGAGUGGGAUUGGGCAUUCUGAUUUUUAAUUUUCUUUUUUUUAUAAUUUUAGGAAAUUAUUUAAAUUUGAAAAACGCACACAAAUAUACUUUGUUUAAGAGAAGAUUUAUUAUUUUAUUAUCAAUAAUUUUUACUAAUCACAA
This is a messenger RNA of Patella vulgata (common limpet), 2319 nucleotides long. RefSeq names its product solute carrier family 25 member 45. The transcript is spliced from 6 exons. Lineage: Eukaryota; Metazoa; Mollusca; Gastropoda; Patellidae. Gene Ontology annotation, biological process: transmembrane transport. Bases 136 to 1038 code for a protein of 300 amino acids. Gene Ontology annotation, molecular function: transmembrane transporter activity. The record is from RefSeq and is a predicted model, not a curated record.